AUGGAAUCACUACCUCACUUGCGCGAUGUGUUCCCUGAACACUUCAGUAACAACUCUUCUGCUCGUCCCACGCCUACGAACAAUGCUCCGUUGGCGAAGGGCAACACCAUACCUCACAAUUCGCCAAGUUCAAAUAUGCGGCCGACGGGGCACGGUCCGAUCAACCACUCUAACGUAGCAAACGCUACACCAAAGCAAGGCGCACAUAACGGUGGCGCUUCCAGAGCGACUGCGCCCUCAUUCAGCGUGCUAGACAGCGGCACUUUGGACGUAGUCUACACUAGCUACAGUGUCCCUACCAACAGCUCGUGGGCUGCCAUGCAACGGCUACCCCCUGAAGGAUCAUCCGCCGCCAACAUCCCCGUGCAAGGGACGAAUCCCGACCGUCGAAGGCACGUCUGCCCCAUUUGCUCGAAGCCAUUCGAACGGUCAAGCAGCCUGCAAACUCACAUGCAUAUUCAUACGGGAGAAAGACCUUACAUAUGCCCCGUCGAGGGAUGCGGGCGCGAAUUCAACGCCAAAUCUAAUAUGCUUCGGCAUUACCGUGCGCACCCUCAGCGCUGA
This is a messenger RNA of Pleurotus ostreatus (oyster mushroom), 564 nucleotides long. RefSeq lists its product as uncharacterized. Gene Ontology annotation, cellular component: PcG protein complex; transcription regulator complex. Lineage: Eukaryota; Fungi; Basidiomycota; Agaricomycetes; Agaricales; Pleurotaceae. The coding region runs from base 1 to 564 and encodes 187 amino acids. Gene Ontology annotation, molecular function: RNA polymerase II cis-regulatory region sequence-specific DNA binding; DNA-binding transcription factor activity, RNA polymerase II-specific. The transcript has 4 exons. The record is from RefSeq and is a predicted model, not a curated record. Gene Ontology annotation, biological process: regulation of transcription by RNA polymerase II.